CAGCUCCAUCUUGUAGCUCUUGAUUGAUAGGCAAACGCUUCCGCUGGGAAAAUCUUUCUCCUAUAUUGUAUUUGAAGGCUGUCUAUAGACCUCUUUCCCGGCCCCGAAACCGUCCUGUUUUCCCACUCGGUCAUUAGGCCUCUUCCGUUCGAUAUAUCCACUCCGCCCUAAGGAAACCGUCUCCCAAUCUCCUCUGCCCCCUCCCCCUCAAGUAAUCUUUCCCUAAAGAUACCCAAGUCGAGACACAAUCAGAUGGUCAAUUUCCCCAAUGCCCUCCAACCACCACCCUCAGGUAUAACAUUGCCUGACCGAUUUGUACCGCUGACGCAACCGACGGGAGGCAGCGGUGGUAAUACCGCGGCAUCCGUUCCCGCAGCCCCGGCGCGGACGACGGGAGCCAAUGACACCUCGGCCUCCGGAACCCCAUCAUCGGCAGUCUCAGCGGCGGACAACAACAACAGUAGCAGUGCUUCGAGCCUUUCAGCCACCAGUCCGGACGUCUCCGCCAUCAACGUCGCCCUGCCGGCCUCCAACAACACCCUGCUCGUCGACCCCAACUCCUCGGUCUCCCAGGAUCCCGCAGCUACCAACGUCGGCCAGCACGUCUUGAAUAACCAGGGCGAGGUCGACGGCUCGGCUAUCGGACUCGGCAAAACCGAGCAGAACCCAAACGCUCUCAUCGAUGCGGACAAUCAGGGACUCAGUCCGGGUGCUAAAGCCGGCGCGAUCGCUGGAACACUCGUGACUUUCUUCAUCCUGGUUGCGAUCGCGUUUGUGGCCCGAAAGCUGCACCGGUCGAAGGCCCACCAACGCCAAGUCGAGCGCCACAGCACGAUCAUCGAGCGCCAACGGAGCUCCUCGUUGACCGACCACCAUUCCGACUGCAUCAUCCAUCCUCACGCCCAUUAAUCCUUCCUUCUUCUUUUCUUUCACAGUUUGUAUGUACAUGCUUACAAGAAAAAUCAUUCACCAAAGCAUGACUCGCGGCCCGUUUUUUUUUUUGGUACGACCGGGUCUUGGACUUUUGCAGCUGCUUAUAAUUACAACUUGCAGUCAGACCCCCGCUCUGUGGAUUCUUGGGUGGACGUGGCUCCGAUUGCGCGAUUCGAACGGUGUAAUAUAUAACGUAUAUGUAGAUAGAUCUCUCUUUUCUUUUUCUCAUCCUCUUCAACUUGUUCUUAUUCAUCCUACACUCAUACAUACUUACUUACCUUGCAUUCCACAAGUUUCACAGC
Messenger RNA from Puccinia graminis f. sp. tritici CRL 75-36-700-3, 1235 nucleotides. RefSeq lists its product as uncharacterized. NCBI's taxonomy places the organism in Eukaryota, Fungi, Basidiomycota, Pucciniomycetes, Pucciniales, Pucciniaceae. The record is from RefSeq and is a predicted model, not a curated record. The transcript has 3 exons. Bases 253 to 909 code for a protein of 218 amino acids.